CGCAUUGCUGAAGCUAAAAUAAUAUGGAACCCCGCCGGCGGUGAGCCGCGCCCAUCUAUUUGUUUCUCCAACUUCCGCAUUCCGGGCCGUCACUUCUGGAUGUCGAGAAGUGUACCAGUCUCCGAUCCUGCACAGCUUCGCUACGCUUGUUGCUGAGAGCAGUCCCUCAGACAAAAAAAAAAUUGCCAAUGCCAGCAAUAAAACAAUUCCCCACCCAACUGGCCCACACCCUCAAAACCCACAAUGGCCCCGUGAACGCAGUGACCUUCUCCAGCUAUCCUGGAACCUAUGUCCUCACCGGCUCGACAGAUCGCGCUAUUCACCUCUCCCGGGCUAUUCCCAACAAUAACAAUGCACCCGCCGCAGAAACGACAUCCCCGAUCCAGAAGUAUGAAGCGCACGGGUACUCUGUGUUGGACAUUGCCGUCGCAGCAGACAACUCCCGGUUCGCCAGCGUUGGUGGAGACCGCCAGGUUUUUCUGUGGGAUGUCGAGCAAGGUGGAACAAUCAGGCGCUGGAGUGGACAUAAUGCACGUGUUGAGGCAGUCCAAUUCGCAGGCGAAGACGACUCUGUAGUUGUGUCUGGCAGUGCAGACACAACUAUCAACAUCUGGGAUACCAAGUCCAACUCCUACAAGCCAAUCCAGACCCUCACCGAAGCCCGAGAUACCGUUUCUUCCUUGCACGUACAUAUGCCCACGUACUCUAUCGCCAGCGCGAGCUACGAUGGUCGAGUCCGAGUAUACGAUAUCCGAAUGGGGCGCACCCUUGUUGAUGUUCUCGCGCACCCUGUUACUAGUGUUCGCUGCUCCAGUGACGGCAAUGCUCUUCUAGCAUCUACAACAGACGGGCGCAUCCGAAUGCUGGACCGGAGUGACGGCAAGCUAUUAAAGGCGUUUGGUGGCGACGAUGCCAGUCCAAUCCAAGGUAAUAGCACUGCCAUAUAUCGCAAAAGCGAACUUCGAAUUCGCUCUGUUUUCGCGAAAGCAGACGCCAUUGUCCUCAGCGGGAGUGAAGCGAAUGACUCCGGCAACGGCAAUGGUGCUACGCAGGCGUCCGUAUUCGCCUGGGAUGUGCUUAGUGGAGAAGUGGUCGCGUGUGUUCCAACUGGACCAGGCGUCAAGGCCGUGAGUGCUGUAUCGUGGAAUGAAAAAGGAGGUUGCUGGGCUGGUGGUUGUUCAGACGGAACUGUCAAAGUCUAUCGCUAAGUUUAGGCUGUGUUGUCCGACCCUUGCUCAGCUAGCUAGCGACUUAGCUAUCAAGCUAGUUCCCAGCCACUCAUCAACUAAUCAAGACAAGACAAGACAAUAACCCAGCAACCCAGCCAUCCGGUCAAACUGGCAAGGUUCACCGUCAGCAAAAUAAUCAUCAGCCACCAGCGCCGACGCACAGACAUUUUCAUCCUCUUGGCUUCCCUUCCCACCCCAUGCUCGUGUUCCAACCAUGACUGGAUACCAUGCAAGCUUAUAAGAAAACGCCACCACCACCAUCAGCACGUGUAGCGUGUAGCGUGUAGCGCUUGUCAAAGCACAAAUGCGAACGGAUGUUCUCAGCCUUGUUGCCUGCAUUAUCCAUUCCCCCCAUCAGUACUGCUGACUGCUAGCCAGCCAGCCAGCCAACAUUGGCUGAUGUCUAUCAUCUUGCUUACUUUCCGUCUUUGCCCCUUCCUUCUCGGAUAUCCCCGGCAAAAUAAAUAGAUAGAUUGCGUUGCGUCGCC
Molecule: messenger RNA, 1717 nt
Organism: Aspergillus welwitschiae
Lineage: Eukaryota; Fungi; Ascomycota; Eurotiomycetes; Eurotiales; Aspergillaceae
Product: WD40 repeat domain-containing protein
Exons: 4
Coding region: 189-1208 (339 amino acids)
Biological process (GO): mRNA splicing, via spliceosome
Cellular component (GO): catalytic step 2 spliceosome
Molecular function (GO): protein binding
Source: RefSeq, a predicted model, not a curated record